AUGGGCGCUGAAGAGGAUCGCUGGGGCUUGUCAAUGCUCCACCGGUGUGGCCUCCGAUUAACAGGGGCUGAGAAUCAGGAUAUUCGUCUUCUCAUCCGUAUGACUAGGCGACGUUUCACCGCAAUUAACGAGUCGGGUAAUCCCCUGUUAUCAGGCCUGUGCUUUCUUGCCCAGAAGUACCCAAGUAUCCGCAACACCAUGCUCGCCCUCGCCGGCACCAUGCGCUCAUGGCCGGCGUCAAUCACCGGCUCGAACACAUCGGGACCCGCGUACACCGCGUGGUUGCCCAUUCCAACGGAUCCGCAUAAUUCCCUCCAACAGCCUGCCAAUAGCGUCCCAUCAUCCACGUUACUCCGCUACCAGUCUGCGUUAGCAGACUUGCAACACAAAAUAGCAACUCUCGAUCAGACCGCGCAAGUUGAGGAAGAUGAAGUCGUUGAGCUCCUCGGCUCGGUUCUAGUCCUCAUAUGCGCUGGAUUCCCUAGCUCCUCUGGACCUUCGGCCAAGAGCGCCGAUUGGGCGCUGCAUAUUUCCGGCAUUAUCUCUGUAAUCGAUUUUCUUGACCCGCGAGUCGUGGAUUGUGCCGGAGAUGUGCCCCGUCUCGCGAGAGAAAUCGCGGCGUAUCUGGACAUCGGGGCGUUUUCGCUGGGUAGGGUAGGGUGGAGGGACAGGGGCGUAAGGUUAGCUUGGUUAAAGUGGAAGAUCGCGCCUCCGGAUGUGAUGGCGCCCACGGAGGGCAGCGACAAUGGCUUUUCACCUACAGAGAUUAUAACGGGUUAUCCGAGGUCUCUAGUUACUAUCAUUGCUGCCCUAUCUGCGGUACUGGAAUCAGGGGGCCUACCUCGGGGGUAUGGGGAAGAGGUUGAUCUGUUGGUCCGUGAGACUGUCAUCAGACUCUAUGAACGGACCUGUGAGAUAUCUGACGACUACCCUCCUCCCGUAGCUCGACCAUACAACCAGGAGGGUCUGACCUCUAUGAAGGAGGAUCUUUUUUCCAAAUUAGAGACGAUCCUCACACUCUGGAGACACCCAUCGAUACCGCCUCAUUUUUCCACGCAGCUCUCGCUAGCCUUGACGACGACCUGGGAAAUCAUGCGCAAAGCGUCCCUGAUCUUCUUGUGGCGCGGAGGGUUCCAAACGAGCGUGUUGACCCCGCUAACCUCCUCCCGCGCGAGCACCACCCUCAAGUUCAUACGUGAAAUACUGGUGGGACUUCAUGCCCUCAUUAACAUGUACGAUGAGCAGCGCAUAACUAUCAUGAACGUUAUGACGUGGCCUGUUGUCGUCGCUGCAAACGAGUGCGGUGCCGAUAUCGGAUUACAAAAGGAAAUCACGGCGCUGCUACGGGGCAUGCAUUUGCGCUUUAGCGUCCACCACAUUGAGCACAUUCUUUUACUACUGCAGGAGUUGUGGCGGCGGGUGCGCGUGAACGGGCCCAGUGUGGGUGUUCAGGGUGGAAUUCAUCAAUCGGGACUUCCUCUAGCAUGCGAUGAAAAUAGGACAAGUCUGGAGGCUGUCAGCCAGGACAUGAGGUUUUGCUUGCCACUGUAUUAG
Aspergillus caelatus is the source of this 1554-nucleotide messenger RNA. Its product is annotated as transcription factor domain-containing protein. Lineage: Eukaryota; Fungi; Ascomycota; Eurotiomycetes; Eurotiales; Aspergillaceae. The record is from RefSeq and is a predicted model, not a curated record. Gene Ontology annotation, biological process: positive regulation of transcription by RNA polymerase II. Gene Ontology annotation, molecular function: DNA-binding transcription factor activity; transcription cis-regulatory region binding. Bases 1 to 1554 code for a protein of 517 amino acids. The transcript has 2 exons. Gene Ontology annotation, cellular component: nucleus.